AGGAAGGGGCGGGGCCAAAGAUAGGAGGAGGGAUAUGGUGCUAUCAUCAUGGCGGGAUGCAUGAAAAUGAUAAACGGUUUCUUUUCUACAAAUGCUAAAUUCAUAUUCUUCAUGGUGCUGCUUACAGCUUUACCUCAAACCUCACACCAAGAUACGGGAAACAAACCUCCAGUAAUUGAUCUCCGGGAUGGACAGGAGUAUGCCAUGUCAGGGUCCAGCAGGUUCUGUUACAAGAACUCUGUUGUGCCAACAUGGAGGCAAACAUGGACAAGAAUUCAGGUCAAAGUGUGGAGUUCAAACGUGUUUAAUGUGGAAACUGUGGAAGGUGAGGAGGAGCUGCAGGAGCUGGAGCGCUUCAGUGUCUGGGGCUGGUUCCAGAGCUUUUUACGUGAGCGGCACAAUGAAACCACAAUUAAUAUCGGUCUGUUCAGCAAAAAGACGUGCUUCAAGAUCGACCCUGCUGAUAAAACUCAGUACACUGUCAAGCCCAUGCGUAAGUUUGAUAUCUAUUUGUUUUUGGUAUUCCUUGCUGGAGUGUUGUUGUUCAUCUGUGCAGACUCACUCAGCAGGAGUCAAGUCUUCUUCUACUCUGCUGGUAUGAGCACAGGCAUGAUCGCCUCUCUCAUCAUCCUCUUUUUCAUUUUGGCACGCUUUUUGCCAAAGAAAAGCCCUUUUUAUGUGCUGAUUGUUGGCGGUUGGUCAUUUUCUCUUUACGCCAUCCAGCUUGUCUGCAGGAACCUCAACAAAAUUCUGCAAGAACACUGGCACGUGGCAUUAGGUUAUGUAGCAGUGGUGGGAUUCAUCAGUUUUGCUGUGUGUUACCGUUACGGUCCUCUGGUGGAUGAGAAGAGCAUUAACAUCUUGUCGUGGACGCUGCAGCUAUUUGGCCUGCUCUUGGUUUAUUUAGGAAUUCAGAUUCAGCAAGUUGCCUUCGCCAUCAUCGUGGCAGCUUUGUUCUCCAAAAAUCUGGAGUAUCCAGUCUCUCUGGCAGUUGUUGCAUGGAGGAAAAUCAAACGGUAUGUUCACUGGAAGCCAGAGCCACGGCGCUUGUUGACUGAGGAGGAGUAUAUAAAGCAGGGGGAGGAAGAGACUCGGCAUGCACUUGAGGAGCUGAGGAAGUACUGUAACAGCCCAGAAUUCAGCCCGUGGAAGGCAGUGUCCAGACUUCAGUCCCCGAAAAGAUUUGCUGAUUUCAUCGAAGGGUCACCUCACUUGAUGUCAAAUGAGGUGUCUGUCCACGCACAGGAAUAUGGCUUUGGAGGAUCUUUUUUUGAGGAUGAAUUUUUUGACACAGACGACGAAGACGACGAUAUUAAACCUAUGAUGAAACCAGAGUGAGACGGCACAGCGUUGGGGACGUAUGAAAAUAGAAACCGUUAUUGCCUUUCAGAAAGGUGGCCGGAGAACAGCUCUCCACGGCUCCUGUGCAAACGUCCAGGCUGACUUUGGGUGUUUAAGAAAAGCCUGGAUUGUAAUUUCAGUUACAAUGACAAUCACAGGCAGAAUAGUGUGUUCAGAUCUGUUAUCAGAAUACAUAAUUGGUAGUGUAAUUUGAAUUUGCACUAAAGCCAGAUCUCUUUUUUUAGGGGGAACAAAGGCUUCUGUUAAAAUACAGUGAAUCUCAGUGAUUGACACUGGUUAGUGGUCUAAGCAAUUUAACUUUUACUCUGGGAACAUAGUCUGUGUUGUCUUAAGUCUUAGCUUAGCAAAGGUUUUACGUUUUCAUUUUCAAAACAUAGUGUUCACAGCCUUUAGGCUCUAAAUGGGCUCACUGCAAUGAGAGCAUCAAGAUGUACAGUACAUCAUAUGAUGAGUUCUCGCCUCUCUACAUGGCAGCGUUUUUUCUCGCUUUGUGCAUCGGGGAGGAAACGUUGGUCAAGUUUGUAUUUUACUGUUUUCAUGUUAAUGGACAUUAACCUGUGGAAGUGUCCCAAAGUAUUUUGAAUAAAAAAAAAUGUAUUUGAGCUCUGA
Messenger RNA from Micropterus dolomieu (smallmouth bass), 1971 nucleotides. RefSeq names its product nuclear envelope integral membrane protein 1 (gene nemp1). The transcript has 9 exons. The record is from RefSeq and is a predicted model, not a curated record. The coding region runs from base 49 to 1338 and encodes 429 amino acids. NCBI's taxonomy places the organism in Eukaryota, Metazoa, Chordata, Actinopteri, Centrarchiformes, Centrarchidae. Gene Ontology annotation, cellular component: nuclear envelope.